Molecule: messenger RNA, 471 nt
Organism: Ichthyophthirius multifiliis
Lineage: Eukaryota; Ciliophora; Oligohymenophorea; Hymenostomatida
Product: splicing factor subunit 2, putative
Exons: 3
Biological process (GO): spliceosomal complex assembly
Cellular component (GO): U2-type prespliceosome; U2 snRNP; catalytic step 2 spliceosome
Source: RefSeq, a predicted model, not a curated record
AUGGUCGACAGAUAACACAGACCAGGUGCCAAAACAGGUUCAGGAGGUCCGGCAUCAAGCUAAGACGCAAAUAUAGAACACAGAGAGCGUUUAAGAAAGUUAGCUUUAGAAACAAUUGAUAUAAAGAAAGAUCCGUAUUUUAUGACAAACCAUUUAGUAAUUAAAAUUGGAAGGCCUGGGUAUAAAAUUUUGAAGUCUAUAGAUCCUUUAUCUGGGAUUAUGAGUGCUUAUGAAUAAAAAGUAGAAACUCCAGAUAAAUAGUAUUAGUAUGUGGUUUUUGCAGCUGAACCCUAUGAAAAUAUUGCUUUUAAAAUUCCCAAUAUUGAAAUUGAUUAAGCUGAAGGAAGAUUUUAUUCAGAAUGGAAUAGGGAUAAACAUAUUUUUACACUACAUUUAACAUUUGUUACAGAAAGAGUUUAUAAUAGAUAAUAAGGUCCUAUGUAGAAAAUAUAAUAAAAUCAAUAUAAAUGA